Molecule: messenger RNA, 673 nt
Organism: Cannabis sativa
Lineage: Eukaryota; Viridiplantae; Streptophyta; Magnoliopsida; Rosales; Cannabaceae
Exons: 2
Coding region: 15-506 (163 amino acids)
Biological process (GO): proteolysis
Molecular function (GO): cysteine-type peptidase activity
Source: RefSeq, a predicted model, not a curated record
UAAGAGGUAGAAAAAUGUUAUGUGGUUCCCCUUGGCAUUUGUGCGAUCAUGUUUUCUUUAUCAUCCAUAUGGAGACUGAAUCACAUUGGAUUCUUGGUCGAUUGAAUAUUGAGGAAAGGCGUGUGUACAUGUACAACUCCUUGUCGACUGCUAUGAAAGAUAGUCUUGCUAUCAAAGCUUGUCGACCAUUUGCGGUGUUGUUGCCCCACUUUUUUGCUUUGUUUGAUGAGUUCAAAAAGGAAAACAAACCGAUUUGUUUAGACCCUUUCGAAGUUGUUAAGGUUGAUGGUUUGCCUCAACAAACCUCUAAUGACUGUGGUUGUUUCGUUGCAUCGUUCGCCGAAUACUUUAUUGAUAUGAAACCGAUUCCUCCCAUAUUUGAUGUUGAGAAACACCGUGAUAGGCUUGCUGUGUUGUUCUAUAAGUAUGCUCGCAUGAAAGAAGUGGAAUUUAUUGAUAGUGAAGAUGAGGCUCCUCCAAAGGGUCCAAAGAAGAAUUUGUCUUAGUUAUCUAUUGGUUGUUGUUGGAAAUACUACUUUUUUUUAUGUAGCUUUUGUUUUUCUAUUACCAGAUUAUGUUCAUAAUCAUAGACAAGUUGUUGUUUCUGUCAUGUUUUUUUCUUAAUUGGAAUUGGUUUUUAAUUUGUUCAUAUUUUUGGAUUUUUAAUCUUUAU